UUCUGCCGCUAGUUCGUGUUACUGUAAAAUCCUUGUUCGUGAAAUCAAUUAUCGCACACUCGAAAACUGAAAAAUCACACUCAGUGUUAGAGAAAAAUAUGGGGAAGAAAUCGAAAACUUCAAGGAAGGGUAAGAAAGCAUGGAGAGCUAACAUAAGCACCGAAGAAAUCGAAGAUUUCUUUGAGAAAUCAACAAAGGACGCUCUUUCCGGUGGUUCUCUUCAAGCAGUUUCCAGUGAUUCCCUCUUUUUCGAAGACAAAUCCAAAGAUCUUGCUGUAAAGAAGAAGAUUGAAAAGCACAGAGAAAAAGUCCUUCGGGUUGACAGCGUGCUACAGAAAAACCAGUUUGUUGUACCAGUUCCAUCUUCUACUCUGAAGAAGAGCUCGAAAAACCGAAAAGCUGCGCCUAAAGGUUUAGUCACCAAUCAAGAUAGUCAUAAGGAUGGGUCCGUGGUAGAUUCUGACGUGUUUGAUAUGUGGGGUGAUAAAGAUGAGGACAACAAGAAGGUGAAAAAGAAGUCAAAGCCGGCUCAUAUUGCAGCAGUAGAGGUUGAUCCUCCAGGAUGCUCUUUUAAUCCUACGCAUGAAAGUCAUCAGGAUACAUUGGCUACUGCUGUUGCCGAAGAAAUGAUUAAAGUCUACAAAAACGAAUUGGGCCCUGAACCGGUACCUUUAACUGUUCCUGGAGAAGCUAUUUCUGAAGAAGAUAUGUAUUUUCUUGAUGUGGAUGAUGGGAACGAUGAUGAGAGUGAUCAUGAAAAUGAGGGUGAAAACGGCGAUGCUGCGUCAGAGAAUAAGCCUAUCAAAAAAAAGAAAGUGACUAGAGUUGUGUUGAAUAAGAGAGCUCGACACAGAGCACAAUUGAGAAAAGAAGCGGAGGCAAAGAGGUUGAAGAAUUUCUCAAAAGAAAUUGAUAGCAUCCCAAAAAUCUUUGCUGAAAUUAAGAAUGAAGAUGAGGAAAAAAAGAGAAAACUUCUGAGGCGACAAACUGCUAAACAAGAGAAGUUGAAAGUAUGUCCACCUCGCAUAGGAAAGCACAGGUUUCAACCUGCUCCUACUCAAGUUUUAUUAAGUGAAGAGAUAACUGGAUCCAUCCGUAAGCUCAAGGGUUGUUGCACCCUUAUAAAGGACCGGUAUAAAAGCCUGGAAAAGAGAGGGUUGAUUGUUCCCAAACCCAGGAGGAACAGGUAGAGUCCUCUUCGUUGUUGGCUUCCAUAACUUAAGUCGGCCCGCAUUCAGCAGGGCUUGCUGCUUUGUGGCUAGAAGACAUGGAUAACAGGCUAAAACAGUUUUUUUAACUGAAACUUUUGUCUAUGGCAUGGUUGUUGUUCCUGUCUCAAUUUUGUAAGAAUUUUCAGUUGCAAGAAAAUCAAUAUCUAAUGUAUUUUGUAUUUGAUAUCUCGCUUACCAUUUUACUGGAAAACAAUAUAUUUAUGAAGA
Messenger RNA from Vicia villosa (hairy vetch), 1439 nucleotides. Its product is annotated as ribosome biogenesis protein NOP53. The transcript has 12 exons. Gene Ontology annotation, molecular function: 5S rRNA binding. The coding region runs from base 99 to 1190 and encodes 363 amino acids. Gene Ontology annotation, cellular component: nucleolus. Gene Ontology annotation, biological process: rRNA processing; ribosomal large subunit assembly. Lineage: Eukaryota; Viridiplantae; Streptophyta; Magnoliopsida; Fabales; Fabaceae. The record is from RefSeq and is a predicted model, not a curated record.